AUUGUUUCCAUGGCUGACUCGACCACCACCAUCGAUGACAUUGAAGGGGAGCUCUUCAAAAUCGAGAGGAUCAGGGAGAUCCUGGUGAGGAGGGAGUCAGAGCUGCGGUACAUGAUGGAUGACAUUCAGCUUUGUCAAGAAAUCAGCCGGCUGAAAAAGGAGCUUCAAAAACUCAUAGCCCUUCCAGAGAAUGAAAAGUCCAAUGAGGAGAAGCAGAGGGAAGAAGAGCUGGUACAGCAGAUACACAAACUGGUGGAAACACGGGAUUUCCUGGUGGACGAUGUGGAGUUUGAGAGGCUCAGGGAAAGGGAAGAAGACAAGGAAAUGGCAGAGUUCCUGCAAAGUAAGCUCUCCAAAAGCUACCUCCAGAAAGCAACUCCUGUCAAAGAGAAGAAAAUGACUUCCAGAGGCCAGCAAACCUCUGCACCAUACAUGACCAAAACGGGCCUCACCCUGCUCAAGGAGUGCUGUGGCUUCACCUGCUCCAUCAUGUAG
Molecule: messenger RNA, 495 nt
Organism: Egretta garzetta (little egret)
Lineage: Eukaryota; Metazoa; Chordata; Aves; Pelecaniformes; Ardeidae
Product: bMERB domain-containing protein 1
Exons: 5
Coding region: 10-495 (161 amino acids)
Source: RefSeq, a predicted model, not a curated record